AUGUCAACAGAACCCGAGCGCUUCUUCCCUUUCCACUCCUCCCACCUCUCCUCUGUCUCUUCCGUCACCUGGCUGCAACCGCGCCAGCCACAGAGAGCAUGGAUUGCGCGUUUCCUUCCCAACGCGCGGCGCCCGCUAUCGCAGGUCCUGCUGGCGCAAAUACCAGCUCCGCCCUUCUCCGCGAGCCCAGCAGCAGCAUCCAUGGGCGUGGUCCCGGGGAGUCGCUUGCGCCGAGAGAGCGGCAGAGGCAGGGGCACGAGCGUCGACACGAGAAUAGGUACGGAGGGCGGCAGCGGGAGGUGGCGGAGAGGGAGUGAGAGCAGCGCGAGUGUGGAGUUCGCAGGUGGCCCUCAUGUGGGCGCCAUGAUUUCCCCGCGGGGCAGCAGCUCUGCUAGCACGAGCACGAACACGGGCAGGGGCAGCAGCGCGCAUGUGAGCCACCUGGACGCCGCUCUCAUUGGCCCCACUGCUGCUGCGGCGUUCACUGCUGAUGUUCAUGCCAUGGCCUGGCCUGCUGCCCUGCGCAACCCCGGGCUUGCUGUGCAUGGUGGCGCUGGUGCUGGUGAGGGGGGGGGCGGGAAGAGCGAUGCUGGCUCGUCUAUUGCUGCUGCUUCUGCUGCCCAGCUACCCUCCAACACCACUGGACCCACCACCGCAAGUGGCAGCAAGAGUAAUAGCAGUGUUGCUGUUAACAGCGGGGUUCGCAACAGAGGCAGCAGCGGCAGGGGCGGCGGUCAAAGGCCCAGCAGUCGCAGGCCGACGGCUCAGAUCCGCAUCGACUGCAUUCCACCGGACACGUCCGCGGAGACAGUGGCGACGUUUGUGCGAGACACACUGGGCGUGAUUGUGGACCGUGUGAAGAUCAAGGGGUACACCCGCAUCCGCGCCCUGCCCGCUGGCAGAGCCACAGCAAGCGCAGCCAGCACAGGGGGGGCAGCAGGCGCAGGGGAGAGAGCAGUGGUGGGGGGGACGCGGUACCGGGAGGAGUGGGUGUCGGCAGGGUAUGGAUACGCAGACUUCCUCACAGCAGAGGUGGCGGAGUUUGUGAUGGCGAGGGAGGAGGCGCUGGUGCUGAAAGGGCAGCAGCUGGCACUGCAGUGCACCAUGGAGCAGCGCCGCGAGCCUGAGGGGCUGCUCUCCCACGCCAAUGUGCACUUCGGCUCCAUCCACCAGCCCGGCCAGCUGGCGCUGACGUGGCGCUCCAAGCCCGAGAGCUGCCGCGUGGAGUUUGACUUUCUGGAGAGGCGCGUGUGGGUGGUGGUGCAGGCAAAGGCGGGUGAGCGGGGGAGGGGUGGUGCAGGGUGGGGAGGCCGCGCGGCAGGAGAGGGGGGUGCAAGGGAGGAUGCAGGUGCAGCGCUCUGUGGUGGCUCCCUGGCGUCCAUCCCCCUGGCGUUCCAGCGAGUGGAGUACAAGCUGGAGUGGCGCAUGCGGGACGUGCGCCUGUGGGGCACCAAGGACGGCACCCCCCCCGACACAGACGGGCCCGGCCUCACCUCCUCGCUGCUGCUGCUGCUCUUUGUGCCGCCUGCCGUGUUCUCACGUGCGUGUGACGACGACGUGUGGCAGCUGGAGCCCGACAGAUGGUUCCCUGAUGAUGGCGACCCGUGGACCCGAACCACUGACGAGCACUUCCUCCCCGCGGGGGCGAGGGCGGGCGCUUGUACAAGCGCAGAAGCAGGCGCGUGUGUGGGCGUUGGGGAUGAUGGAAGGGGAGGUGCUGGUGCGGGGCGGUGGGACAGUGGGCCUGGUAGCGGUGGAGGCCGUGGCGUGAGUGGGUGGAAGGGGCGGGUGUGGAGUGGAGGGGUGUUGGGAGCGACGUCGGUGAUGCAGGUGUCAGUGUCGGUGCGGCAUGGCAUCCAUGUGAGGCGCAUAGCAGAGCACAUGCGCACUGCAUCGCUGCACCUCAGAGCACGCUACCUGGGAGAUCCACCGUGCGUCGCCAUCACCGCCCACUAUGCUGCCGCCCCGCCCAUCCACCUCACCCUCUUCAUCUCCCUCGACCCGUCCUGGCUCCCCAAUACCACCCAAGGCACCGUCCCCCCCACUGCUGUGACUGCCUCCCUGUACCGCACUCUGGCGUACGAGCCUGUGCCCGCUGCCGUGGCGGUGCUGAUCGAGUUCCUCCGCUUCUCCCGCCCUGAAUUCGACCCCGCCAGGAAGUUCUGCCAGAUCGCCCGCGCCAUGCGCCACCACGGCAGGCUGCAGACGCGGGGAGGCACCGAUACGGGGCGAGCCAAGGAACCAGAAGGGACGCGUGAGCACCAGAGUGAGAGGGGAGCAGAGCAGCAAGGGUCAGUUGUGGGAGAGUUGGAACUGCAGCCGCAGUCGCAGCAGGAACAACGAGACACGGAGGAGAAGGCAGGGGAAGCGAGCGAAGGGGAGAGCAGCACGUGGCCGUGGAGGCUACCAGCGAACCACGUGGUGGUGUUCCGGCUGCUCAUCACACCGCUGGGCGCGCAGUGCUGCAUGCCGGGCGUGGAGCUGACCAACCGCGUGCUCACGCACUACUGCCCCCACGCGCACCGCUUCCUGCGCGUCACCUUCACGGACGAGGGCCUAAAGACCCUGUCACCCUUCGCCCUCAGAGAUGCUGCUGGGCGCCGCGAGGGUGUUGCUGCGCACACCGACGUGUACCGCCGCAUUCUCAGCCUCGUGGAAGAGGGUUUUAGCCUGUGUGGGCGGCACUACCGCUUCCUGGCGUCGUCAGCAUCGCAGCUGAGGGAGAAGUCAGCGUGGUUCCUGGCAGAGGAUGAUGCGCUCAGCCUCACCGUUGCCUCCGUGCAGCACCGUGCCUUCUCCUUCCCACAUUGCCACCACGAGCGCACCCCUCUCUCUGCCUUUCACCCGCGUGUCUCUUCUCUGAAUCUCCCUCACCACCUGCUUUCUCUCUGCAUGUGGGUGCAUGCUUGUGGAUGCUGGUGUGAGUGGGUUUCUGUGGCGAACCGGUGUGGGCGAGAGGGGGGGUGGGGGAGUGAGAGGGGGGAGCAACACCACCAGGCGUGGAUGGGCACCUUCUCCGCCAUCCGCAACGUGGCCAAGUGUGCGGCACGCAUGGGGCAGUGCUUCUCUGCACGCUUCACCUCGCUGCCCCUCCCCCGUGCCCACGUGCGCAUGAUCCCCGAUGUCACGCGCGGCAACUUGUGCUUCACGGACGGAGUGGGUGCCGUGUCUCCAGAGGCGGGCAAGGCCCUGGCAGAUGCCAUUGCUCCUUACCUUGACAGGCCCGUGGGUGCUGGGUGGAGCGACGCUGAUUCACGCUUCUUUAGCACUGUCUCCCGCUUCCCUCCCUGCCCGCAUCCUCCUCAUCAAAGCACUGCUCCCCGCCUUUCUCCGCUUCCCCUUAUCUCUGCGCCUACUUCUCCUUUAGGGACUUCCGGCCCACAGCUCUGUGAGCGUUUGCGCUGCAGAGAGCGCUCACGAGGGGGCGGGGAAUGGGGACUGCUGAUGGGGCUGGCGGAGGCUAUAGAGGAUGUGUUUGGUGUUGAAGAUGGCGGGGCGGUGGUACGGUGGAUAUAUCGCCAACCCCACAGCUAUGAUGCACCUGUUCCUCCUACUCCAUCCCCGCACCUGCUUCUCCCACGCCAUCUUCUGCCCCACGGACUCCCCCAUACCCACGGCACGGGCGCACUGCUCACCCAAGAAGAGGUUGCUGCCAUGGCAGAGCUGCACGGGAGGCUGCAGGCGAAGCUGGGUGAGGCCCGGCUGCUGGGUUCCCCGUGGCGGUUUUUGAGGAUGGCCGGGCAGAGGGAGGAGGAGGUGCGUCCGAAGCGCAGACUUGCACGCAAGGGGGAAAGAGGGGACGACAAUCGAUGUGCGAGUGGAUUGGUCCGACAAAAACCUUGCUGCAGCAUCAGUCCCUGUCGCGUGCCCACGGCACCCACUUCGCUCCCCGUCCUGCUCUAUUCGUGCAACGCCUUGAGCCCUGCAGCACCCGUGCCCGCCUUCUACUCCUUCUUGGGCCCGUGCCUGGGCGACGCAAGCGCCGCGGGCAGCGCAGGUAGACUGGCGGCGGGUGCAGUGGAGCAGCAGGGUGAAGCCCGUUGCCUCAGCCUCUCCUCCGCACGCCUCGCACUAGCAGCAUUAGCUCCUCUUUUGCGCGCCUCCCCUACACUACUGCCCCUGGGAGACGACUCGAGGGCAGCAUGGGCAGGAGAAUGGGAGGGAGGGGAGAGGGAAGAGGGGGGGGAGAGGGAAGAGGGGGGGGAGAAGGUGGGGGAGAAGGGGCGGGAGGGAGCAUGA
Molecule: messenger RNA, 4239 nt
Organism: Closterium sp. NIES-65
Lineage: Eukaryota; Viridiplantae; Streptophyta; Zygnematophyceae; Desmidiales; Closteriaceae
Source: the annotation of a GenBank genome assembly